AUGGUCUUCUAUCCUCCUCCCUCGGUUAGCCUGCCCUUCGAACCUCCCGAGUCAAUCACCAUCCCGGACUUCAUCUUCAGCGAUAAGCACGCUCGCAAGCCUAUUUCUCAGUCCAGAAAUCCCUUCACAUGCGGUAUCUCUGGUAAGACGUACACCACAGAGGAGGUGAUCCAGCGUGAGAAGCUUCUCGCGCGCGCUCUUGCAAAGCGCCUUGGCUAUGAUGUCCACGAUGGAACCGAAUGGGAUAGAGUAGUGGCGCUAUUCUCAGUCAACACUAUCGACUACAUUACCAUGACCCAUGCUGUUCACCGUUUGAACGGAAUCGUCACACCCGCCAGUGCCGCAUAUUCUGCCCCAGAACUCGAGCAUCAGCUCCGCUCAUCCGGCGCAAACGCCCUUUUCACUUGUGUCCCUCUCCUUGAGACUGCUCUCACUGCCGCGAAGGCUGUCGGUAUCCCUGAGGAUCGUAUCUUUCUUCUACCCGUGCCUGGCUUCGAGUCUAAGCCACCUUUCAAGUCAAUCGAUGAUUUGAUUGCAGAGGGCAAGGAUGCGCCUGAACUUCAGCCUCUAAAUUGGAUCAAGGGUCAAGGUUUGAGGCAGGUUGCGUAUCUAUGCUACUCCAGUGGAACAUCAGGUCUCCCCAAAGCGGUUGAGAUCACUCACGUCAAUGUGAUCGCCAACGUUAUGCAAAUGACAGUCCAAAACGCAGAGGGUCGAAAAGCAGCGGGAGUCGAUACCCAGGUUCAACUUGGUCUCUUACCACUCAGCCACAUUUACGGCCUCGUCCCAGUCGCUCAUUGGGGUAUCUACAAUGGCGACGAGACAGUCAUUCUGCCCAAGUUCGAGCUCAAGAUGUUCCUCGCUACCGUUCAACGCUUCAAGAUCGAGCAAAUGGCCCUCGUCCCUCCCAUCAUGGUCCAAAUGCUGAGCCACAAAGCUGAAUGUCAAAAGUAUGACCUCAGCUCUGUCCGCUUCAUUUUCAGCGGUGCUGCUCCCCUCGGAAAGGAAACAAUCUCUGGCUUGAACGAAAUCUGGCCCAGUUGGAAUAUCUGCCAAGGUUACGGUCUCACUGAAACAUCACCCGUGGUCUCAUCAACUACCGAACUCGAUAUCGAUCCUGGCUCCUCUGGAUCUCUUCUUCCUGGCAUCAAGGCCAAGGUCAUCGAUGCUGAAGGCAAAGAGGUUACCGAGUACAACACCCCCGGCGAACUCUACGUCCAAGGCCCCUGUGUUGUUCUGGGAUAUCUCAACAAUGCAAAGGCCACAGCUGAGACCUUUGUAAACCACAGUGAUGGACGAUGGAUGCGAACAGGCGACGAGGUUAUCGUUCGCAAGUCACCUAAGGGCAUUGAACACCUUGUCAUCGUGGACCGAAUCAAGGAACUCAUUAAAGUCAAGGGCCACCAAGUCGCACCAGCUGAGCUCGAAGCUCAUCUUCUCACCCAUCCUCUCGUCGACGACUGUGCCGUUAUUCAAGUCCCCGAUGAACGAGCUGGCGAAGUUCCCAAGGCCUUCGUCGUCAAAGCAGCUGAGGCCAAGGGCAAGUCCGAUGAAGAGGUCACUAAAAGCAUCAACAAGCACGUCGAAGAGCACAAGGCGCGUCACAAGUGGCUCAAGGGCGGCAUCGAGUUUAUCGAAAUCAUUCCCAAGAGCCCUAGUGGCAAGAUCCUUCGACGCUUGUUGAGGGACAAGGAGAAGCAGGCCCGCAAGGACAAGGGAGCCAAGCUGUAA
Messenger RNA from Fusarium verticillioides 7600, 1731 nucleotides. RefSeq lists its product as hypothetical. The record is from RefSeq and is a predicted model, not a curated record. The transcript has 7 exons. Gene Ontology annotation, molecular function: CoA-ligase activity. Lineage: Eukaryota; Fungi; Ascomycota; Sordariomycetes; Hypocreales; Nectriaceae. Bases 1 to 1731 code for a protein of 576 amino acids.